AUGGCCACUGCGUUACAUCUACCUGUCGGACCUUCCCCAGGCUGGGAGGUCAAGGCCGGCCACGAGGGACACGCGAAAAUAUUGAACGCUGUGGCGAAGAGCUUCGUAAUUCCCAAUGCUCUCAAACAAUCUCGCACAGAAUGGCUUUCCACCGUAUUUCCCAAGUUCUCCACGAAACCACGAGCGAACAAGCCAGUCGAUGUUAUACCUCCAGAACAUCGCGCCAUAUCUCUUGGGAAAUGUAACCUCGCUAUAGGUCCACAUGUAUUCGUCGACACCGCCCUUUACGAGGUUCAUUACUCGGGUGCGGCUCCUCUCACAACACCGAGCUAUCCCUCUACGUCCAGCACGAGCUGGCAACCGUCGAGACCAUACAACUCCUCUCCAUACUCACAAUACUCCUACAAUUCUCCCUCUGCACCUCCUCAGACACAGACUCCGUCUUUACCAAGUGCUCAGACAGUUCGCGCCACCACGCCACUCGUCUCAUCUAUCGCUCCUGAGCUUCCUCGACCGUCGACAUUGGCCUCCCUUCUUGACGAUGCAGCUGCAUCAAACCCUACGCUCUCCAACCUCAUCCGUCAGGCCCUUAGUGGGCAUGCCAAUCCUGAUCAAAUGGAAACCCUCCAUUUACUCAUUAAGUCACUUGCGUCGGGUCCCAGCGCCCUGACCCCACCAGUAGCGACGACUGCUUCUGUGAUAAACACCGGACGCCCUCCCUACGUUCCUCCAGCAUACGGCGCGCCGGCAUACCAGCAACCAAGUCAAGGACACGGAUACACCACCGUACCAUCGUAUGCUCCCGCUCAACCGACGCCGCCGCCUCAGAUGCAGAGGAAUUAUGACAUUAUCCUCGAGUUCAAGGAGAAGACUCACGACAGGUGGCUUUUUCCCAGAGGACAUACAGCUUGCGAACGCAAACCUCCAACAGGACGUGUCGAAGAGAUCCUCAUUUCUACCGUUCUUCCGUUCCCUAAAUCAGCGUUUCCUCCUUCCACUCUCGAUGCAUCGUUGAGCAAAAAGCUUGAAGCCCCACGACAGGUGGUGACGUUUCACCUUACGAACGCACACCCGACUCUAUGGGAUAAUCUCGUGAAAUGGUGUGGUGGCCCGGACGAAAUGGAGAGAAAUCGGGCCAUCUUGAAAGACCCCCUAAACGGGUCUAUCUACAGCAACGGUUACCCGAAGGCGAUCUGCUCGCCCAACUGCGAGAGGCUGCGACGUCACCCUAUGUAA
Molecule: messenger RNA, 1236 nt
Organism: Stereum hirsutum FP-91666 SS1
Lineage: Eukaryota; Fungi; Basidiomycota; Agaricomycetes; Russulales; Stereaceae
Exons: 5
Coding region: 1-1236 (411 amino acids)
Biological process (GO): chromatin remodeling
Cellular component (GO): Swr1 complex
Molecular function (GO): ATP-dependent H2AZ histone chaperone activity
Source: RefSeq, a predicted model, not a curated record